AUGAUGGAAUCAAACUCAGUUUCGAGUAAUCAAAAGUUAAGCAGUGUUGAACAGGUGUUGGAGAAGUACAUCCCAGAGGAUGAACUCAAAGAGGUCAAGCGUGUCCUCUAUGGUCUCAACAGAGGUCAAUUGGUCAACACUCUUCCAAUUCCACAAGAUGUCACCAAGUUAGCCAACGCCUCAUCUUUUGAAGUUGUUUCCUCAAAGGUCACAGCUGAACCUGAACAAACAAGGAAACCAAGGAUUGUUAAGCUUGGUAUCAUUCAGAAUGCAAUUGGUGCACCAACAACAGAUCCGGUACAUGAUCAGUAUAUGGCCAUUCAGAAUAAGAUUGAGAAGAUGAUUGAUGCCGCUGGAGCAAUGGGAGUUAAUGUACUGUGUCUUCAAGAGACAUGGCAUAUGCCCUUUGCCUUUUGUACUCGUGAGCGUUAUCCAUGGGUAGAGUUUGCUCAGCCGGUCGAUGGCGAAGCCACCCGUUUCAUCCAGCGCAUGGCCAAAAAGUACAACAUGGUCAUUGUGUCACCAAUGUUGGAGCGCGACCUAGUGCACAGCGGCACUAUCCACAACACUGCCGUUAUCGUUGGCAACAACGGAAACAUCAUUGGCAAGUCGCGCAAGAACCAUAUCCCUCGCACUGGCGACUUUAACGAAUCCACCUACUACAUGGAGUCGCAGCUCGGCCACCCAGUGUUUGAGACCGUCUUUGGAAAGAUCGGUAUCAACAUCUGUUAUGGACGCCAUCACAACUUGAAUUGGCUGGCCUAUGGCCUCAAUGGCGCCGAGAUCGUGUUCAACCCUUCGGCAACUGUUGGCGAGCUCAGCGAGCCAAUGUGGGGCGUCGAGGCCAGGAAUGCAGCCAUGACCAACAACUACUUUGUCGGCUCGAUCAAUCGCGUCGGCACUGAGAUCUUCCCCAAUGAGUUCACCAGCGGCAAUGGCAAGCCCGCCCACAAGGACUUUGGCCACUUCUAUGGCAGCUCCUACUUUAGCUCUCCAGACAACUGUCGCACACCAGGACUCAGUCGCGUCAGCGAUGGACUGAACGUAUGCGAGGUUGAUCUCAACCUAUGCCAACAAGUCAAGGAUAAAUGGAACUUCCAGAUGACUGGAAGAUAUGAGAUGUAUGCUGACUUCUUGACCAACUACAUCAAGCCAGACUAUGUUCCACAGAUUGUAAAGGAUCCAUCAAUGAAG
This is a messenger RNA of Acytostelium subglobosum LB1, 1194 nucleotides long. RefSeq lists its product as hypothetical. The transcript is spliced from 3 exons. The annotation marks the transcript as partial. The record is from RefSeq and is a predicted model, not a curated record. Gene Ontology annotation, molecular function: beta-ureidopropionase activity. NCBI's taxonomy places the organism in Eukaryota, Evosea, Eumycetozoa, Acytosteliales, Acytosteliaceae.